UAAAUGUCACAUGGUAACAAUGGCUACAUGUGAUGACUAUGGAGGUGGAUAUGACUUUAAGUUUGUUGAUGGUGAUCCUCCAGAUGAGUAUCAAUGCCACAUCUGUACACUGGUAGCACGGGAUCCUCAACAAGUUAGCUGCUGCUACAAUAUAUACUGUAAGAGCUGUCUGGAUACACUAAAAGAGAAGGGCCAAGGGUUUAUCUGCCCAACUUGUCGUAGCUCACUCGAAGGAAAGUAUUUUAAAGAUGGAAGAGCAGAACGAGGAAUAAAGUCACUUAAGGUUUCUUGCACUAACACUGAUAGUGGGUGCCAAUGGAUGGGGACUAUUAAGGAUAUUGAUACCCACCUUAAUAACAGCUGUACCUAUCAACUGGUGCCUUGUACUAAUGGAUGUGGAGAAAAGAUUAGGAGAAGUACACUGAAGACACAUCUGACAGACAACUGUCCUGAGCGAAUAGUUAACUGUCAGUAUUGCAACCGAAAAGGUCGAUAUCGACUGAUAACAAGCAGCUGUCAUUUUGAUGAGUGUCCUGACCUCUUAAUCCAGUGCAGUAAUGAAGGUUGCAAUGAGAAGAUACCACAACAUUCACUAGAAUCACACAAUGAGACCUGCCCUAAAGCUAUCAUACCAUGUGAAUACAAUACUGUUGGAUGCAAUCUAAAAAUGAGGAGAGAAGAAAAAGAGAAGCACAAUGAAGAAUCAAUAAAACACCAUCUUGACAUAGCAAUGAAGAAGAUUGAUGCUCUACAGUUAACAAAUCAAGUUUUUAAACUAAAUGAAUAUACAGAGAAAAAAGAAAAAGAUGAGGAUUGGUACAGCCCAGGCUUCUAUACAUCUCCAGGAGGAUAUAAGAUGUCAUUAAAUGUCUAUCCUAAUGGUAAUGACGAUGAUGAUAGUAAAGGUACACACGUCUCUUGCUACAUACGUCUCAUGGCAGGAAAAUGUGAUGAUACAUUGGAGUGGCCAUUUCAAGGAGAAGUCACUAUAGAACUACUGAAUCAACUGGAGGAUAAGAAUCAUUGGCAGUACACCAUAUCAUUUGAUGAAUCAACAGAUGGUGAUUGCAAACGAAGAGUAACCGAAGAAGGUUCAUCAGGAUGGGGUACAACUCAAUUCGUACCACAUUCUGAAUUACAGUAUGAUGCUGCUAGUAAUUGUCAGUAUCUUAAAAAUGAUAGUCUGUACUUCAGAGUCAGUGUAAAGGUUACAUCAAUAACAAAGCCAUGGAUGACAUCUGCUAUAUAACGUUAGUAGUACAAUGACAUAAUUAAGUUGCUAAAAAUAAUUGCUUUUGUUUUCACUUGGAAUUGUUAUGU
Messenger RNA from Amphimedon queenslandica, 1320 nucleotides. Its product is annotated as TNF receptor-associated factor 5-like. The transcript has a single exon. Gene Ontology annotation, molecular function: zinc ion binding; protein binding. Gene Ontology annotation, biological process: signal transduction; regulation of apoptotic process; regulation of canonical NF-kappaB signal transduction. The coding region runs from base 11 to 1249 and encodes 412 amino acids. Gene Ontology annotation, cellular component: plasma membrane signaling receptor complex. The record is from RefSeq and is a predicted model, not a curated record. Lineage: Eukaryota; Metazoa; Porifera; Demospongiae; Haplosclerida; Niphatidae.